This is a messenger RNA of Kluyveromyces lactis, 660 nucleotides long. It is a transcript of the gene UIP4, whose product is annotated as Uip4p. The record is from RefSeq and is a predicted model, not a curated record. Lineage: Eukaryota; Fungi; Ascomycota; Saccharomycetes; Saccharomycetales; Saccharomycetaceae. Bases 1 to 660 code for a protein of 219 amino acids. The transcript has a single exon.
AUGAAAAUUAUUAGCAAGCGCGAUUCAGCAAGUGGAUUGAAUGUUGCAUUGGACCUAGAAAAGUGGACUGUUAAGCCAAUGAUUUACAAUGUCGCCGAAAAGCAAUGGGAAUACACUCCAGAUCUAGAGGACAAAGAGGUGGAGAAAAUCCAUUUCAAGUUCGUUGACAGCAACGGUACUUGGUUUGCAGAUAACGACUUUCCAAAAGAGUUUGAUAAUAUUGGGAACGAAAAUAAUGUAAUCUACGUCAACGGUAAAGGCUUAGAGUUCAAAAAUUACGUGAACGAUAUCAAAAACGAUGCAGAUUCUCCAGCUAGUACUCCCAAGAAUGCCCGUUUUGCAUCUCCUAGAGAACAGAAACCAGAGGAAACGACCAAUUCGGUAAAAAAGGAAGUACCGGUAGACGAGGGAGUUCAAGCUGUUGAAACUAAAAAGGACACUGAAGGAUCCGCCGAUAAAGCUGAAGCAAUUCCUGCACAGGAACAACUGCAGGAGCCACAGAAUGAACAGGAAAGACCAACUACUUCUGAUACGGCUGUAACUCACAGAAGUGACUCAGUUGUGGAAUACUCGACGUUUUUGGAUAGAAUAAUGCUGUUCCUAAGAAGAUUUAUAAAAAAAUGGUUCACAUUCGAAAGAUCUUCUUCGCCAACUUCCUGA